This is a messenger RNA of Pseudo-nitzschia multistriata, 1062 nucleotides long. The record is from the annotation of a GenBank genome assembly. NCBI's taxonomy places the organism in Eukaryota, Bacillariophyta, Bacillariophyceae, Bacillariales, Bacillariaceae.
GAACUUCGGAAAGAUGUUCGAUAUCAAGUUUCAGGACGAAACGGGUGCCUCGAAAAUUGCUUGGCAAACUUCUUGGGGCCUCACGACACGAACAAUCGGUAAGUUUGGUAGUUUGACCUUUUUGGAUGUAUAACAUCUCUACAAAUCAUGGAACCGAUCAUUCAACAGAUGGUGUAGUUUCGUCGAUUGAGACAACGGUGGCUAACAGAUCAUUUCUCUGCGCGAAUAGGUGUCAUGGUUAUGGUCCAUGGUGACGAUAAAGGCCUCGUGAUGCCGCCCAGAGUAUCUCCGGUCCAAGCUGUGAUUGUCCCUAUUCUAAGCAAGAAAUUGCUGAUGGAAGAUGCGAAUCCUUACUGUGUGUCCGUCUUGCAAGAUUUGGAAUCUCAAGGAGUAAGUGUUUCAUUGCAUACCAGCCUACGGUACAUCAUUUCACAUAUAUGUCGUUUUAUGUUCUAAUCGUUGUAUUUUGUUUCAUACUUCAAAGCUGAGGGCAAAAUAUGACGACAGAACCAUGUAUAAUCCAGGUUGGAAAUAUAAUCAUUGGGAACAAAAGGGUGUCCCAAUCCGUAUCGAAGUCGGUCCUACGGAUAUUGAGAAAUACCAGGUUCGAGCUGUUAUCCGACAUAAUGGAAAGAAAAUUGACUUGCCUUUGGAAGGUUUGGGUGUUCAUUUGAGGGAAAUGCUUGAGGAUAUUCAUCAAGAAAUGUUUGACAAGGCUUCGGCGGAAAGAGAUAACCAUCUUGUACAGGUUACUGAAUGGAAGGACUUUGUUCCGAAUUUAGAGAAAAAUAAUCUUGUACUCACUCCAUGGUGUGGACCGGAACAUGAGGAUUGGGAAGAAUGGGUGAAGAAGACCAGCAGAGAAGAGUCGCUUGUGAACCUUGGUGAAGAAGCAGAGGACGAACGCACUGCCACAUCUGUUGCUGCUAAGACGCUAUGCAUCCCUUUCGAUCAGCCAGAACUACCAAAGGGUAGCAAGUGUAUCGCAAGUGGAAUGCCUGCGACUUGCUGGGUCCUUUGGGGUCGCUCCUACUAAUAUACUAAUGAAAUUAGCCAUCACGU